AUGGAUAUGAGGGACUUUCCUGUGAGGUGGGGGUCGGGGGAGAAACCCAGCGUGGACAGGAGCCAUCUACUGAGGGCGAGACUGUUGCAUCAACCCGGUCCUCUUCCCACCAUCCUCACAGCCCAAUCCCCCCACACAACCAACACCGCACGGGGUCCUCCAACCACCUCCCCCAACCAUCCACCGGUCCAACGGAAACCAACCAGCCCACACCCGCAUCAUACUCCCAACCAGACCUCCCCGCUCCCCCCCCCCAAGACCAUCCGAUCCCCCCCCAUCAAUUCACCGGUACCCAACGCAACCCCAGCCACGCAGUCCAUCAACCACAACCUAGCCGUCCAUUCCGACCCCCCCCCGCUCAACACAUCCCACCAGACCCACCCCGUCCCCACCACAUCCCUUGUCCCCACACUACUCCACCGUCCCAUACCCCCACAACACAUCCCGGUCCCACACAACCCCACACACGACCAAACAAAUCACCCGGUCCACAUAUCCACACUCCACACCGGACCACCUAGUCCACCCACCCCCGCGGUCCCACAACCCAUCCCAAACUCCACCAACCCAACCCCUAUCCUACCUAGCCCCAACCUCAACGUCCCAUCUCACACCGUCGUCCACCCCCCUAACCAAACCAACUAA
Messenger RNA from Homalodisca vitripennis (glassy-winged sharpshooter), 645 nucleotides. Its product is annotated as pollen-specific leucine-rich repeat extensin-like protein 3. The transcript has 2 exons. NCBI's taxonomy places the organism in Eukaryota, Metazoa, Arthropoda, Insecta, Hemiptera, Cicadellidae. The record is from RefSeq and is a predicted model, not a curated record. The coding region runs from base 1 to 645 and encodes 214 amino acids.